This is a messenger RNA of Annulohypoxylon maeteangense, 1512 nucleotides long. RefSeq names its product autophagy-related protein 27. The coding region runs from base 186 to 1244 and encodes 352 amino acids. The transcript is spliced from 3 exons. The record is from RefSeq and is a predicted model, not a curated record. Lineage: Eukaryota; Fungi; Ascomycota; Sordariomycetes; Xylariales; Hypoxylaceae.
CUUCGAUCGCGUUCCAUUCAUACGUUCAUUAAUCAUCAUCAUCAUCAUCCAACCGUUAGAUCCGAGUUCAAAUACGUAUCUCGUCGCAUCUUUAUCCUAGCUAUCUAGAUACUUAAUCCGCGCAACUCAACUCCAGUACACACCCGACGAAUCCGCCCGCGUCGGCAAAUAUCUACAUCCACAUCAUGAGAGUCCCAUCUCUACAAGCGGCAGACGCCGCAUUACUCCUAUCCCUGUUUUUUGCUCCUCUACCGACGGAGGCGAUGUUCAGGUGUAACCAAAUCGUCGCGGAUAAACAGAAAUUCGAUCUAUCCGCGUUAGGCGGACCCCAUUCCGUCGUGACGAGCCACAUUAUCGGUGACGCCGCCCACAACACGACGUACACAGUAGACAUCUGCCGCCCGCUUAAGAAGAAAGGAGACGUAAAGAAGGACGAGCAGUGUCCGAACGGCGCUCAAGUCUGCGCCAUCAGACGAAUAGGCGACGCGUUCCAAAAAGCCACCGCCAUCGCCGGAAACCUGGAAAACGUCGGAGGACACCCCCUCGACCCCGAAGUCACGCGACUGAGCACCUCCGACUCGAACUCGGACUCGAAGAAAGAAGGCCUGCGGCUGGUGAUGAAGGGAGGCUUCGAUAAAACCGAUAGCGGACAGAAGCGCGAGCAGAGGGCUAUUAUAGAGUUCCUCUGCGACUCGGCCCGUAAUGGCACGGAGGGCGAAUAUGAUCCUGCUGAUGAUAAAUAUGAACUGGGUGAUGAUCCUCUAAUGGCCAGGACGAAUCCCCUACUGUUCCGCGCUGAUGGCGAUAAGGGGGAUGGUGACGAUAAUGGUGGAGAUAAGACGCCGAAGGAGGUCCAGUUGGGUAUCGACGGCGACCCGAGUUUGAUAUUCGAGAGCUACGAGCCGAUGGCUGAGGAUUCGAAUAUCGAUAUCUUGCGCUUAACCUGGAAGUCUAAAUACGCCUGCGAGAAGAGGAGCGAUGACGGGCCGGGCGAUUCCGGCGAGAAACCGGACCCGCAUUGGGGGUUUUUUACGUGGCUUGUUAUUCUCGUCUUCCUCGGAACCGCAUCCUAUCUCAUCUUCGGCUCGUGGCUCAACUACAACCGCUACGGGGCCCGGGGCUGGGACCUCAUUCCUCAUGGCGACACUAUUCGCGAUAUCCCAUACCUCCUCAAGGACUGGACUAGGAGAGUGCUUAACACGGUACAGGGGAGCGGAAGUCGUGGCGGGUACAGUGCUGUUUAAAUGCUGGAGGGGGCGGUGGUACGAGAUAGCCAUGCGGCGGUUCUUAGAACGAAGAACCCGAUCUUUUGGCGUUCGACGGCGGUACACGGGUCCGGUUCGGUGUUCUUAGUGUGUUGGGCUUCCUUGUACCAUAGGUCGGAUAUCGGUGAGGGCUAAUACAGUUUCUGAAUUCGAGUCUUUUUAUUAUCUACCUGUCUCUGUUCGAGAUUUGAAUUAUUAUAUAUGUCUUGUGAGGUCGGGUUCAGGGGUAUGAUGGGUUAGAAUCUCC